AUGGCCACUGAGGUUGAACAGUUGGAGGCGAGUCACCCACUAUUGGAGCAGAUGAUGGACGAUGAGGUGGCGCCAUUGAUGGAAGCACAGCAGCAUAAUAAGGUGGGCCAUAGCUUGAUAAGGCCUGAGGCGUCACUUGUGGUAGAGGAUAGUGCAGUGCAGCAGGAUAGCUUGUACGAGAACAUAACAAUUGUGGCAGUAUGGCUGGGACUGGAUAGGGUAGGAGAAAGGGACAAAGCUUUGAGUCUCUGUGAUGGGGAGCGGAAGUUCUUCUUCAAGAGGAAGGUCAUUUACUGGCAGCAGCAGGUUCCUCAUGGAUUCUACCCUGCACCCAAUGCUGCAGCACCUGCUGCCCCCCUAAACUCUGAUGAAGUUGGUGAGGAUGUUGUGGAGGAGGAGGCAGCUGAGGCUGAACCAGCUGCAGAACCAACUGCAGAACCAGCCGCAGACCCUUCGAAUGGUGUAGAGGUUCCUGUGGAUGUGGCCCCUUUUGACCCUAUGGCCCCUGAGGUUGAUGUGGGUGCUGAUUUUCCUGCUGGUGCUGAUAUCCCUGUUGCUAUUGAUCCUGCCACUUCUUCUGUUGCUUCCUAUGUUGACCCAGCGGGGGCACCACUGCCUGUUGAGAUUUACAACCCUAUUGCUGGAGCACCUGCAGAUAGUGUCACUCUGUUUGAGUGUUCCAGAGGAGAGGCUCAGCCAAGCCUUGGCUAUGUGUGUAAUGUGAACAACAGUAACAACAAUGACGAGGAGAAAAAGAAAAAAAGGAAAAAGGAGAAGAAAGAAAAGAAGGAGAAGACAGAGAAAAGGAAGAAAAAAGAAGAGAAGGAAAAGGAAGAAAAGGAGAAGGAGGCAAAAGAGAAGGAGGCAAAAGAAAAGGAGGAGAAGGAAAAACAAAAACAGAAGGAAAAAGAAAAGCCCAAAGAAUUAUUUGUUAUAAACCCAGCUGGAAAUUUGUACUAUAACUGGCUGUUCAUCAUUACACUGCCAGUUAUGUACAACUGGACCAUGAUCAUAGCCAGGGCAUGUUUUGAGGAGCUGCAACAUAACUAUUUAAUCUACUGGGUUCUUCUGGACUAUAUCUCUGACUUUAUCUACCUAGCUGAUAUGGCUUUCAGGAGCAGGACAGGCUACCUGGAGCAAGGCCUCAUCGUGAAGGAUGAGAAGCUGCUGAGAGAGCGUUACAUCAACAGCUUUCAGUUUCGUCUGGAUGUGCUCUCGAUGCUGCCCACUGACAUUUUCUACCUUGCCCUGGGACUCGACUACCCCGAGAUCCGUAUCAACAAGCUACUAAGAAUUGGCCGCAUGAUGGAGUUCUUCACAAUGACAGAGACAAAAACCAACUACCCGAACAUAUUCCGCAUUGCCAAUUUGAUCAUGUACAUCAUCAUCAUCAUCCACUGGAAUGCAUGUCUAUACUUCUCGUUCUCGAAGUCCAUAGGUUUCGGCUCGGAUGAUUGGGUUUAUCCCGCAUUGGAUGAUCCUGAUGAGCCCGCAUUUGGGUUGCCAAUGAGGAAAUACGCUUUCAGCCUCUACUGGUCCACACUGACGCUAACCACUAUCGGAGAGACACCGUCCCCAGCACUGGAUUCAGAGUUUCUCUUCCACGUGGUGGAUUUCCUAGUUGGAGUCCUGAUCUUUGCCACUAUUGUGGGAAACAUCGCAACUAUGAUCUCAAACAUGAACGCAGCCCAGGCCCAGUUUCAGUCACGCAUUGACAACAUAAAACAAUACAUGCACGUGCGGAAGGUCAGCAAGGAUCUGGAACUGCGUGUCAUCAAGUGGUUUGACUAUCUGUGGAAUAAUGGCAAGGCACAGGAUGAAAGGGAGGUGUUGAGAUAUCUACCAGACAAGCUGAAGGCUGAAAUUGCUAUCCAAGUCCACAUGGAGACUCUGAAGAAAGUUCGAAUCUUUGCAGACUGUGAGGCAGGCCUACUGAUUGAGCUGGUGCUUAAGCUUCGGCCUCAGGUGUUCAGCCCUGGAGACUACAUCUGCAAGAAGGGGGACAUUGGGCGUGAGAUGUACAUUAUCAAAGAUGGUAAACUUGCAGUCGUUGCUGAUGAUGGGGUUACCCAGUUUGUUGUUCUGGGUAGUGGCAGCUAUUUUGGUGAGAUUAGUAUCCUUAAUAUCAAAGGCAGCAAAGCGGGCAACCGAAGGACGGCAAACAUCCGCAGCAUUGGGUACUCAGACCUCUUCUGCCUGUCCAAAGAUGACCUGAUGGAGUCACUGACAGAGUACCCAGACGCCAAGGGCAUGCUAGAAGACAAGGGUCGGCAGAUCCUGAUGAAGGAUGGCCUGAUAGAUCUGGACCCAGCCAACAUCAUACCCGAGACCAAGGAGCUGGAGGAAAAAGUCACCCGUCUCUACAGCACCAUGGAACUGAUGCAGUUCAAGCUGAAAACGUUGCUGGGAAACUAUAGGAACACACAGAGGACCAUCAAAGAGCGCUUAACUGAUCUGGAGCACCUGACAGGAGAGGAGGAGGAAGAUGAGGAUGAGGAUGAAGGACAAGAAAAGAAGGAGGAAAAGGUGGCAGAAAAAUUGAAAAAGGAGGAAGAGGAGGAUAAAGGUGAUGGGGAGGAAAAGUUACAGGAGGGAGCUAUCUCUACUUUUCUACUCUUGCAGCACACGCUACAAUCCACAUAA
This is a messenger RNA of Lampris incognitus (smalleye Pacific opah), 2643 nucleotides long. RefSeq names its product cyclic nucleotide gated channel subunit alpha 1a (gene cnga1a). NCBI's taxonomy places the organism in Eukaryota, Metazoa, Chordata, Actinopteri, Lampriformes, Lampridae. Gene Ontology annotation, biological process: monoatomic cation transmembrane transport; potassium ion transport. The coding region runs from base 1 to 2643 and encodes 880 amino acids. Gene Ontology annotation, molecular function: protein-containing complex binding; voltage-gated potassium channel activity; intracellularly cGMP-activated cation channel activity. The transcript is spliced from 12 exons. Gene Ontology annotation, cellular component: plasma membrane; intracellular cyclic nucleotide activated cation channel complex. The record is from RefSeq and is a predicted model, not a curated record.